This is a messenger RNA of Glycine soja, 1114 nucleotides long. RefSeq lists its product as uncharacterized. The record is from RefSeq and is a predicted model, not a curated record. NCBI's taxonomy places the organism in Eukaryota, Viridiplantae, Streptophyta, Magnoliopsida, Fabales, Fabaceae. The transcript has 2 exons. Bases 244 to 1032 code for a protein of 262 amino acids.
ACUUAAAAAUCUAUAAGGCUUAAAUUCGAGCAAUUAAGGUAAGAAUAACUCACAUUCUCAACCACUUCAGAUCGAAUUUUAUGAAAUUGUACUACUGUAUAAUAAUACUCUACGCUUUAUGAAAGUGUCCAAAAGCAAUAGCAGAUUGGAUUCCCUCAAAGGCAAUAAAAAAUAGGAAUAGUAACAGUAAAGCAACCCACCAACGUUAUAGCAGCUUUGCCCAUAUGCACAUAUAGUGAAGGAAUGAAUAAGUGCUUUACUUGUCACAGUUUUGUUCUUGGAGCCACAAAACUAUACUCGGAUACUCUAAAAAUUGCUCGCCGUCAUGUCUACUCAAAUAAAAACAAAAAAUUGAAACCUUUGGCAAGGUUCCAUUGUUUUCAGGAAAAAUUAAGGAUCAUGGAGGUUGAGUUGGGGCUAAAGAUCACAAGAACCAGAUAUGAUAGCACUUCCGUUUCUGAUUUUCAGUUUGCCAAAGACAGAUCAGGACCUGUCUUCUUGUCUAAAGAAACCGAUGCAAAGCUCAUCCUCACUGCACAUCUUAAAGGAUAUAAGAAGGAGGAUAUUGGCAUCAAUAUCAAUAAAGAUGGUAGUGAGAUUUCGGUGAGUGGGGAGAAGGAGGUGCAGGAAAUGCAAAUGAUACCGUUCAAGAAAGAGCUGAAAACCAUAGGGUUUGAGAAGAAGUUUGGUAUUCCUGAUGGGGUGGUUUUGGAUUGGAUCAAAGCUAAGUAUAACGAAGGGGAUGAAGUUUUGACAAUUGUGAUGCCAAAAACAGAAGUGGGGAAAGGAAAUAGAGAAAUUGAGGAGGUGAAUGAAGAAGUAGCAGAGCCAAGUGUACUAGAAAAUGUUGUUGAUAGUGUGACACCAGAGCCAGAGGAAAGUGUGCCAGAUAAGAGUGAAGAGGAAACACCUCCAGUGAAGAAGCCAGAAAAACCAUGGACACCUUGUCCUCCUUUGGUUUUUGGAGGAUCAACUUUGCUUGUAACUCUAAUAUUUCUUGUAAUAAACUAUAUUAGAGCCAGAAAGAGUUAAAUUUUGUUUUUAUUGCUUGGGGACCCGAUCGUAGUAGAGAAAGAGUUAAUUUAAGUUUGAUUCAAAGAUGUUUAUUUAUUUA